AAUUAAAAUGUACAGUACUUUUUUGUACACAACAGUCUUUGCAGAUAAACGCCCACUUAAUAAGGGUGGGGCUCAUUUUAUGGGUAGGGCUCAUCAUGGAAAACUCUUUCUGUUGUUUCUUGUCAUGUAGUCCAACCACAAAGGAACUAACGGAGCAUGUUGAUGUUGGUACUAACUGGUUUAUACUUGGUACAAUGCUUGACUUGGAUCAGAAACGAUUGAGAGGUAUUGAAGCACAAGCUGGCCACACUGACACUCACAAGAUGAUAGAGAUGUUCAAUCUAUGGCUGACCACUACUCCUACUGCUAGUAGGAAAGAAGUGCUAGAUGUAUUGAGAAAAAGAGUAGUGGGAGAGAAUAAAAUAGCUGAUCAAUAUGAAAAGUAUUUGAAGGAAUUACAUAAUACAAAUUAUACACCACCAUCUACUGAAGCAGUUUCUAUUUUUCAAAGGAAUAUUCAAUCAUUGAAUGAAGCUCUUGUCUCUCCUGUACAAGUGUCUCAACUGUUAUUCUGUAAGAGAUGUAUAAGUGAAGCUACUCUGGAUGAAAUGGAGAGGAUAGAUCAGAGGAGGUCACUGGAUGACAAGAAGACCACUCUAUUGACUGCCAUGCAAGAAACAGUGUCUAGCAACUACAGGAAACUUAAAGAUAUUGCUACAGUGCUGUCUGAUGUUGAACAAACAAGAGAUAUAGCCGAUAAUAUCAUGACUGAAUUUAAAGAGAAAAUUCCUCAAGAGGAUGUUAGUACAGUAGUACAACCACAGGAGGGAGUAGGUGGUAAUGAAGAUCGUGCUAGUGAUAUAUUAAGGAAUAAUUACAGUGCUCUCUCUCAGUCAAUUACUGAACCAGUUCGUGUGGCAAAGUUGCUUCAUGAAGAGGUUAUAUCUGAUGAGGCUCUGUCUUGUGUCAUGUCUACCAGAGGUUCUGUGUCUGACAGUAGAGCAGUUCUCCUCAAAGCUGUACGAGAUGCUGUUCACUCCAAUUACAAACACCUGGAGUUGUUUGUUAUUGUAUUGAGGAAGUUCUCAGAGACUGCUCAUAUUGGAGAUACUAUUUUUCAAGAAUACAAGCAUCAUUUCAGCAAUGAUGAAAAUAUCGAAGAGAUGGAGACUUACUUAACUGAAAAAAGAGGUUCUCAAUAUAUAUCAAGUGACUCAGAUUCUGAAGGCUCAGCUAUUCUUGGUCAUUGGGUACCUUUUCCUCAUAAAAUGAGAAAAGAAUUUAAAGAAAUGCGAAUAAAGUUUGGAUCAACUUUUUAUAGGGUACGUCUUCUUUUCUCCAAGAAAUGGGCUAAGUCACAGAAAGACAUCAAUAAAGUGAAAACACUGCUUGCUGAUACUUAUCCUGAUCUCAAGUCUGAGCUUUCUGUUGCUAAAACUAUUGAUAGUGUUCUGGAUGUGGUAAAGAGAAAGUGUAGCAUUGUUGAUGUUCAUCUUCUUGAAGUAAUAGCUGUUCAUUUUAAAGUAAAAGAGGCUAUAAAAAUAAUCAUAAAACAUAAAGAAGCAGCUAAAGAAUUCUGUGAAUCAGUAUCUGUGAGUCUUUCCAGUAACGAAACAUUGCAAGCAAUCCCUAUGCAACACUUGCCAUGUGAAACCGUAACAUUUGUCCUGAGCUGGGAUGCUGAUGACACCACCCUGCAAGAUGUCUAUGAUGUAUUGUUGGAGUUAGGUCCUCUGCCAAAUUAUCAUAUAAAAGUAACUGAUGUUUGUAAAGGUCGAUCAGUUGUAGUAACCUGCUACUGUCCUGCUGAAUACACUACCUUACUGAUAAUGGCUGUCCUUGGUAAGAUAGAGAUACUGCAAGAGAAAGGAUUGAAGGAGUUCAAAGUAGGCAACUGUACUAUAUGGAACAAGGUAUUACCAGUAAUGACAACUGAAACUCCUAAAAAGACUGACAAACUUACCAAAGAGACAGUCAAUAAUUAUGAAGAUAUGGAGAGAGAACUGUUGUCAAUGAGGCAACAGUUAGCUAAGAAGGAGAAACAAGUACAAGAACUAAUAAAAGAGAGAGACCAACCAGAUGAUACGGAUGAGCUGAAAAGAAGUCUUGUGAAAAAAAAUCAGGAAAUUGAUCAUUUGAAGGUUUCUAUCAAAAAGAAAGAUGAUGAGUCAGUUUCUAAGAUUCGAGAAUUACAAACUACUUGUCAAUAUGCAACUGAGUCAUCAAAAACUCAAGGCAUCAGUGAGUUUGUUAUUGGGAAGACUGAAGUGACAUUAGAAUGUGUAGCUGAAUUGCAGGUACAGAAGAGAAAGAAUAAAGCAUUGAUGCUUGAGAAUGAAAAGCUUAUAUCUGAAAUUAAGAAGAAAGAAAGAAUACCUGAACAAAUUGAAUCUGGCAGUAAGGUACAGUACAUUACUGAAUCAUCAUCCUCAAAGCGACAUAAUAUGGAGGCCAGAGAUGAGGUUUUUCUCAAGUGCUUAACCUUUAAAACUUUAAAGUCAUUUGUACCAUCUCUAUUAACGAAUGAAUCUGUAAAGUGUCUCAAUAUACAGUCAACCCCAUUAAAAGAGUUUGCCCACUAUUUUUUCAUGCUUAUGACAGACAACUCUACAUUGAAGCAUUUAUUGCUUACUCAUGACACAAUUAAUGAUGAUGGGGUCAAAAGUCUGGCACAUUCGUUGAAGGCUAACGUGACACUUACACUUCUGUCACUUGAUUUCAAUUCAGAGGUUACUUCUGAAAGCUGUAAAUCACUGGCUGAUCUUUUACGUGCAAACAAAACACUCCGUGUUCUCUCUCUCUCCCACACUAAUAUUGAUGUGGAUGGAGCACACUUACUGGUUGAAUCACUUGAGCCCAAUGAUCCACUUAAGUCCAAUGAUUCACCUAAGCCCGAUGAUCCACCUAAGCCCAAUGAUACAUUAGAAUGGCUUGUAUUAGAUGAGCGACACAGAGAAUCAUUCCCUGGUGUCAACAGGAUGAAAUUUUGAAGAUAUUUUUAUCACUUAUACCAGGAACCCUGCUUAUUUCUUAUUUGAAUGAAGUUUUAAUUGUUUGUGUCUAUUUGUUU
Amphimedon queenslandica is the source of this 3010-nucleotide messenger RNA. RefSeq lists its product as uncharacterized. The coding region runs from base 96 to 2930 and encodes 944 amino acids. The record is from RefSeq and is a predicted model, not a curated record. Gene Ontology annotation, molecular function: protein binding. The transcript is spliced from 13 exons. Lineage: Eukaryota; Metazoa; Porifera; Demospongiae; Haplosclerida; Niphatidae. Gene Ontology annotation, biological process: signal transduction.